ACAUGCACUCUAGUGAUAGGAUGGUUUAUUCUCUAUUUUGAUUGGUUCGUAUAGUGGAAGCAGCUCGAUACAAUGUACUAGUACUCCAUUUUGUUCAUAUCUUCGCUCGUUCAAAUCAAAUUGUCCUUUUCUUAUCGCUUUGAUUUCCAUGCAAUUAAUUCUGUACUCAGUUGGUAUUGGUGCGUAGGUUGCUGUGUAACCCGCUGUACUCGUUAGCUAUGUCAAUACACUGAUUUUUAUUCAAAAUUAAAAAGUUUCUGACGUCUUCAACAAACUACUUAAACAGAAUUAGAAAAGCUUCAACGUGGUCGUGGUCAAAUCUAAGCCAUCACUUUGCUCACUACGAUCAAAGACCAAAACCAAUUUCGUUCUCGUGCACUGUUAACUUGGUUCCAUCAGUAAGCGAAAUCGUUGGUCACUGCGAUGCGUACAAGACAAGUAUUUCGCGCAUUUCUUUCGUUCGCGAUUGUCGUAGGUUUGAUUUGCAUCCUUUAUAUUAACUUCAGCCAAAACUUUCCAAAACAAAAAGAACAACUUGUGAAAGACAGCAUUGCCAUUUUAGAAAAAGGAAUAGAGAUAGUUGACGAUUUCAGAAAAAAACAUGAAACGAACGAAGAAAAGGUUAAAGGACUUGCAAUAUCUGGAGCAAGUGUGGAAAGUGCUGGUGGCAAAUUAGGUAUUGCAGAUACACGUGGUAAAGACGGUGUGGUCGAUACACGCGACAAAGACGGUGUGGUCGAUACACUCGGUAAAGAGGGUGUGGUCAAAACACGUGGUAAAGACGGUGUGGUCGAUACACGUGCAAAAGAGGGUGUGGUCGAUACACGUGGUAAAGAGGGUGUGGUCGAUACACGUGCCAAAAAGGGUAUGGUCGAUACACGUGACGAAGAGGGCGUGGUCGAUACGCGCAGUAAAGAGGGCAUGGCCGAUUCACGUGGCAAAGAGAGUGUGUUCGAUACCCUUGGGAAAGGUGUGAUGGACAAACAUGACAAAGAAGUUGUGGUCAAUACACAUCGGAAAGAGGGUACGGUCGAUACACGUAUGAAAGAGCAUGUGGUCAAUACACGUGCCAAAGAGGGUGUGGCAGAUACACGUGCCAAAGAGGAUGUGGCCGAUACAAGAAGGGAAGAAGGUGUGGUCAAUACGCAUGGCAAAAAGAGUGUGUUCGACACCGGUGACAAAGAGGACAAGGCAAACACUAACGGAGGAGCCAAUAUGACUAUACGAUCAGACGAGGUCCAAAAAGAAAAUCCAAAACCAAAACGACAAAGCUUGUUAAUGAUUGGACACGACAGAUCGGGCACAACUUUUAUAAACCGAAUGUUUAACGAGGACCCGAAUGUAUUCAAUGUGUACGAGCCACUCUGGAUAACCAAAGGCAUUGGUCCGCCUGAAAAGCAUCAAGAGGUCAUCAUAGAUGCAAUGAACGGCAUUCUCAACUGCAACUUUUCAGCCACGAAUAACGGAAUUACAUUUCUUGCAAAGAUCUCGCAAUGGAUUGCAGUUCGCUUAAAUAGUAAGGCAAUGAUGUCUCAUCCGUUUUGUAAAAUCAAGAAUGGAGAAAGAGUCUGUGAGAAUAUGCCACCUAAACUGGCCGACGAGGUUUGCGCUACCAGAUAUAAGUACAGCGUGACAAAAUUAGCCGUGACGAGGAUACCAAACGAGAAAAUAUCGUCUAUAUUAAGGCGUCUUCUAGAUGAAAACCCGCACACCCGUGUGUUGUACAUGUUGCGGGACCCACGCGGGACCAUCAAUUCACGCAUCAAUUUGAGAUGGAUGAAAGAAUACCCAGAUCCUGGGAUGCAAAAUGGCGUUAAAUCUGUCUGCGAAACCACUACCUACAACUUAAGAUACAUGCAAAUUCUGAUGAAGAAAAGCGAGUAUAGAGACAGAUGCAUGAUCAUAAGGUAUAAAGACAUCUCUGCUAACCCUCUUGCUAUCGCAAAAAAGAUUUACAAGUUCGCACGUUUUCAAAUUGAGCCAAGACUUACAGACUGGAUCAUGAACCACACGAAUCCAAGCAAGGAAAAACUAAAAUUAGAAUCUUAUAACCAUUAUUCUGUCGUUAGAAAUGCAACUGGGAAUGCUGACAAAUGGCGCAAAGAAGCACCGGUUGAGAGAGUACGUAUGAUAAACAACGUUUGUGCUCCACUUCUGAGACUGUUAGGAAUAUCAGACCAAGACUAAGGUCAGACGCGAAACUUCACUUGAGACGUACGCAAUGAAAACAAUGGAUAACAAGGCGGUCUUCUCGGUCUCUUGACCGAACAAUACUAUAAAUGUGUUUCAAUAAGCUCAAUGUCAAAUCAUGUAUGCAUACGACUCAAACAAAGAAUCUUAUUAUCAAGAGAGUGACCGUGGCCUACUGAAAUAAGCAAAACAUUACGCCCUGUGUGGAUUAGGUCCAUUGUUUGCUUUUGUUCUAAAAAUAUUUCACAUUUCGUUCUGCCAUAUCCAAAAUAAGAAUACAAGGGAACCAUGGUUAUAUGGCUUAAUUUUAUGAUACCCAAUAACCAAGAUAAGGAUACAAGGAAACCAUGGUUAUAUGGCUUCAUUUUAUGAUACCCAAUAACCAAGAUAAGGAUACAAGGGAACCAUGGUUUCAGAAUAAGUAGAAAAACAGUCAAAAUUAUGCUAUUUGGGCCACACUUUGUUCCCAAGGGACAAAAAAGUACCAAUAAAACACAUAUAAAUCA
Messenger RNA from Actinia tenebrosa (Australian red waratah sea anemone), 2696 nucleotides. RefSeq names its product carbohydrate sulfotransferase 1-like. The record is from RefSeq and is a predicted model, not a curated record. NCBI's taxonomy places the organism in Eukaryota, Metazoa, Cnidaria, Anthozoa, Actiniaria, Actiniidae. Gene Ontology annotation, biological process: N-acetylglucosamine metabolic process; sulfur compound metabolic process. Gene Ontology annotation, molecular function: N-acetylglucosamine 6-O-sulfotransferase activity.